AGCAUCAAUCACUCAAAAUGGACUACCAGAAUCGAGCAGGCUCCAAAUUCGGCGGUGGCGGUGUCGCAUCCCACUCUGCAACCAACGCAGACCGUCGCGAACGUCUGCGCCGCCUAGCCCUAGAAACCAUCGAUCUAGACAAGGAUCCUUACUUCCUCAAGAACCACCUGGGCAGCUUCGAAUGCCGUCUCUGCUUGACAGUCCACCAGAACGAUGGCUCCUAUCUCGCGCACACACAGGGUCGCAAGCAUCAGACGAAUCUCGCCCGCCGCGCGGCCAGGGAACAAAGAGAAGGGAAAAACCAAGAUCCGUCCAUGCUACCCGGUGCCAUGGGGGUGCAAGUGAAGAAGCAGAUGAUCAAGAUCGGUCGACCCGGUUACAAGAUCACCAAGAUCCGGGAUCCGUUGACUAGGCAGGUGGGAUUGUUGUUCCAGUUGCAGUAUCAGGAGAUCACGCCUGGGGUUCAGCCAAGGGUACGUUUCAUGUCUGCUUUUGAGCAGAAGGUGGAGGAGCCGCCGGAUAAGAACUUUCAGUAUCUCGUCGUGGCGGCAGAGCCGUAUCAGACGUGUGGUUUCAAGUUGCAGGCUAGGGAGAUCGAUCGGAGGGAAGGGAGAUACUGGACUUGGUUCGAUGAGGAUAGCAAGGAGUUUUGGAUCCAGAUCUUAUUUAAGACUGAGAGAGAGGAAAGAUUUAGUGGUGUUCCUGGUUUGGCUCCAGCUCCUUCUCGAGCUUGAAGGUCUAGUUCGAGGAGAUUAGUGAUCAUUGAUGUUAAGAGGUGAA
Monascus purpureus is the source of this 780-nucleotide messenger RNA. The record is from the annotation of a GenBank genome assembly. Lineage: Eukaryota; Fungi; Ascomycota; Eurotiomycetes; Eurotiales; Aspergillaceae.